Molecule: messenger RNA, 2094 nt
Organism: Monosiga brevicollis MX1
Lineage: Eukaryota; Choanoflagellata; Craspedida; Salpingoecidae
Exons: 3
Coding region: 1-2094 (697 amino acids)
Biological process (GO): endonucleolytic cleavage in ITS1 to separate SSU-rRNA from 5.8S rRNA and LSU-rRNA from tricistronic rRNA transcript (SSU-rRNA, 5.8S rRNA, LSU-rRNA); endonucleolytic cleavage to generate mature 5'-end of SSU-rRNA from (SSU-rRNA, 5.8S rRNA, LSU-rRNA); endonucleolytic cleavage in 5'-ETS of tricistronic rRNA transcript (SSU-rRNA, 5.8S rRNA, LSU-rRNA)
Cellular component (GO): preribosome, small subunit precursor; 90S preribosome; nucleolus
Molecular function (GO): RNA binding
Source: RefSeq, a predicted model, not a curated record
AUGGCCGACGCGGUUGUGGAUGAGACGCGGCAGGAGAUGCUGCAGUACUUUCAGCGUGUGGAGGGCAUGCUGGAUGCGAAUGACUUUCCCUCCACCGAACAGCUUCAACUCUUUCUGACCAACGUAGUUGAGGAGAUCAAGGGCAAAGAGAAACGGCUGGCCUGUGAUCUUCACUGCAGCCGCGUUCUGGAGAAGCUCAUUGCCAAAAGCGCCCCCAGCGCCGUGCACGAGCUCACCAAGGGACUGCAAGGGGACCUGCUAGAACUCUGCAACCAUCGUUAUGGGAGUCACGUCGUACAGGCGCUCUACGGUGCCCUGCACAAGUACGAUGGUGGAUUUGAGGAUUACGCGCGCAUGGCCCCCGAGGAAACAGACGAGGCCGUCGAUGGUGCUGGCGACCACCCGCCCCCCCUGGGCGAGCUGGACGAGGAGCUCCACCAAGAGAAUGUGGAGGCUUACGAGGCUUUUCGUGCAAUCAUGCUGCAGCUCGGGGCUCAUCUGAUGGAGAAUCUUCAGCAAACAUGGGAGGACACGUACGCGAGCCAUGUCUUCCGCAGCCACGUGUGCUGUCUCUCUGGUAUGGAGCUGCCCAAGAAGCUGCGUGCCAAGUCAUCGCAAGGCUAUCGAGUGGCGUUCAAUCAACUGGAUGAAACAGCCAUUGAGCCGCCAGGCCUUCCUGUAGACGAGCUUCCCGCAGUCUACGGCAAGCAGCUGGCCACCCUGGUGGCUCAGCUGAAGACGGAGGCAGAAACUCUGAACCACUACAUUUAUCACACCACGGCCAGCGCCUGCUUGCAGGCCCUGGUUCUGGCCACCUUUCGCGUGGUGCGCAAGAAAGCCCACAAGCUUAUUUCAGCGUUGUUGCACAGCUUUGGCGAGGAUUCGCCCCUGGACACAGCCGUCACCAACAGCACGGCCAGCCGCAUCUUGGACGUUGCUUUGCAGUAUGGCAACGAAAAGCAUCGCCACACCAUUUUUGAGGCUUGCUUCAAAGGCGAGCUGCUUGAACGCGCCACGCACAACGUGGCCAAUUUUGUGCUUCAACGCUGUCUAGCAGUGGCUGAGCGCGAGGACGUCAAGCUCAUCCUGGUCGAACUCGGACCCAACCUGGAGGAUAUUUUGGCCGAAGGCAAAACAGCAGUCAUUGCCUACAUGCUGGCGGCAGCUGCACGCGUUGGCGUGCAGGAAAUGGAGCUGAUGCAGCACUUGGCAGCGGCAUUUCAUUUUGACUGGGAGAGCAAUGUGCAGGAUACAGCAGCCUGCUUGCUUAGCGUGAGCACGCUCGAGCGUUGGCAGGAGCUGGCGGCCGAUGACAAGGGCUUGGCCGUUAGCACGCGCUUCAAUCGCAUGGGCUCUGAAUUGGUGCAGGCCGUCUCCAAAUUGUCUGCCCGUGCCAACCAGCCGCUGCUGCGCAGCUUGGCCUCUUGGGAUGCGGCCUUGUUGGCCGACAUGGCCCAGCACCGCACCGGUUCCUUUGCUCUGCAAGCGGUGCUUCAGAGCCCAGCUGUGCUGGAUAGUGACAAGCUGCCGUUGGUCAAGGCUUUGAGCGCACACGUGGUCGCCGUGGCCUGCGACAAGUUUGGCAGUCACGUCGUUGAUGCAGCAUGGAAUGCCGCUCCCAUCAAAGUCAAGCAGAGCAUGGCCGCUAGCUUGGCUGGUGCUGAGGAUAAGUUGCAGGCCUCUCCCCAAGGCCGCUUUGUUCUGCGCAAUUGUCGGAUUUCGGCUUUUAAGCGCAACGCUGAGGACUGGCAACUGAUGAUGGAAUCUAAUGCACGCAAGGCCAAGAUGUUUGCCUCCAUCAUCGACGACGAGGACACGGGCACGCCAUUGGUAGAGUCGACGCAGGCGCGCAAAAAGAAGCAACGCGAAUCACGCAAGGGCAAGCGUGCCACUUCAGACAACACGGCCGGGGCUUCUACUGAGGCUUCAUCUUCGAUCAAGCACAAGAAGAGCAAGCGCAGCAAGCGCGAUCCUGAAGCCGCGGUUGAGGGAGCUGAUGAUUUGUCAUUCUUGGCCGAGGCUCUGGCGGCGACCAAGGGGGACCAAGGAGGCGCAGGCAAGUCAACCAAGCGCAGCAAGCGCAAAAACGACUAG